Messenger RNA from Arachis ipaensis, 993 nucleotides. Lineage: Eukaryota; Viridiplantae; Streptophyta; Magnoliopsida; Fabales; Fabaceae. The record is from RefSeq and is a predicted model, not a curated record.
GAAAAACAUUCAUCUAUCUCUUAGCUUCUUCCCACUAUCAAUAAGGCAAGGAGGGAGAUACUCACAAAAGAGUUGAUCUUUCCUUGCCUGUAAGAGAAUAAUAUAUAAUAAAAGAGGGGAAAAAUCACCAAAAGAGAGAAAUAUAUAUCUAUAGAAAUGGCUCGUGCAGCUAUUUCCGUGGUGAUGCUUUGCCUCUUUGCUGCAACUGUGAUUGCUGAAGAUCCAUAUGUCUACUACACAUGGAAUGUCUCUUAUGGCACCAUUUCUCCAUUCGGUGCUCCAAAACAAGCUAUCCUCAUCAACGACCAGUUCCCUGGCCCUGAAAUCAACUGCUCCAGCAACAACAACAUUGUUGUCAAUGUCUUCAACAACCUCGACGAGCCACUCCUCUUCACCUGGCACGGAAUCCAACACAGGAAGAACUCAUGGCAAGAUGGUACCCCAGGUACCAUGUGCCCCAUCCUUCCUGGCACCAACUUCACCUACAAGUUCCAGGUCAAGGACCAAAUUGGUACCUACUUCUACUACCCAAGCCUUGGCCUCCACAGAACCGCUGGUGGUGUUGGUGGUCUCAGAAUCUUCAGCAGGUUGUUGAUCCCAGUUCCGUACCCAGAUCCCGAGGCUGAGCACUGGUUCCUCAUUGGUGACUACUAUGCCAAGAGCCACACGGCCUUGAAGCAGAUCCUUGACAAUGGCGGCUCCCUUGGAAUGCCUAAUGGUGUCCUUAUCAACGGUGAAAGUGUCAAGCAUUUGCAUAGAGACAACAAACCACAAUUCACAAUGAAGCCUGGAAAGACCUACAAAUUGAGAAUCUGCAACGUUGGUAGCAAAGACUCAUUGAACUUCAGAAUCCAAGGUCAUCCCAUGACACUUGUUGAGACUGAAGGCUCACACACCGUCCAGAACGCCUACGAGUCUCUCGACGUCCACGUUGGACAGUGCUUCACCGUUCUCAUCACCGCCAACCAGGGAAUUAUAUUUUUUUUAUUAUAA